Messenger RNA from Acyrthosiphon pisum (pea aphid), 1061 nucleotides. RefSeq lists its product as uncharacterized. The record is from RefSeq and is marked predicted. Lineage: Eukaryota; Metazoa; Arthropoda; Insecta; Hemiptera; Aphididae.
AUAUUUUUAUGUCUCGUCGUUUAUUUUAUAGUAUUUGUAUAAUUGUAUCUAAUAUUCUAAUCAUUGAACAAACUCGCAUACUCACCAGUGAAAGUCUGAAAUAAUAAAAAAUUCACACGUCGGUACGGCAAAGAGUUUAACUACUAUACAUGUUAUAACUGACAUCGCGGCGUACGAACUAAACGGAGCCUUAACACGUUAGACGUUACACAUUACACAUUAUACUAUAUUGUAUUACCUACGAAUAUAAUUUACUAAUUUACAAGUGCUUAUGAACGUAAAUGUUUUAAUAAUUUGAAAUACAAUUUUAAUUAACAAUAAUGUCUAUCAAAAAACUUUAUGGCGUUCCCGCAAUCGAUUUUGUAAAAAAGUUUGUUGAUAAGUAUAAAAGUGAAAUCGAUUCAGAUUUAAAAUUUAUAAUCGGUUGGUAUACCGUUAAUAAGAGCCGUAAUUUGCAUGUAUUAAUUUUAUAUGAAACAACAUCUGAAGAAUCUGCUGCAUCAAUCCUCUUACUUUCAAAAUGCGAUUUCGACCCACUGAGACGACAAAAAAAUCCAAAUAUUCUGGAUUUUGUGUAUACAAUUCAAUCGAGACGAAGGAAAGGAUAUGCUGCUCAACUUGUUACAAAAGCUCAACAGGAUUUCCAAUUCACGGUAUUCUGCAAAAAUGAUGAGACAUCCAACUUGUUUGCAAAAUUGAAAUGUAUAAAAAAUGAUUCUUUAACCAAAUCAACUAAUUUGGAUGUGUUCCGCUGGGACAUGGCACGUAAAAACUAAAAACUAAUAAAUUAAUGCAAUUCAUUUUUUAUUUUAUUACUCAACUAAAAUUGAAUUUUACUCGAAAACUAAUUGGCUACUUACUUAAUUUUAACUUUUAGUGUUUGAAUCAAAAGUUAUGACAAAGAAGAUAGGAAAGUUGGACAUAGUUAUUUUAUUAAAUUCAAUUUUAGAUUUAAUUUCAAAAUUUGUUUCAUUAGCUAAUUAUUAACACUGUAAUUUUUUUUUGUUUAUGUCAAAUACAUUUUCUUGAUAAAAUAAAAUUUAAUUUUGAAAUUAAUUAAA